AUGGUGAUCCUGAUGCAGAUACUACGGUGGAUUCCAGUUUGCACAAUGCUUGUGAUGAUACAAGAAUGGCACCGGACGCUAGCGCUGCGAUUGACAAACAUGAACGUCCCGGAGGUGGUCGACUACCGCGAUACGAUAACGCUGUCCUGCAGCUACGAUCUGGGCGCCCACCAAUUAAACUCCGUCAAAUGGUACAAGGGCAAUAAGGAGUUUUACAGGUACGCUCCAAUGCUGUUUCCAAAGGUAACCACCUACCCGGUAGAAGGCAUCGUCAUCGCAACAGACCGGCCAACGAUCUGCAACCAGUAUCUUUGCUCGAUCCGGUUAACCGAGCUUCAGCGUUCCUCGAGUGGCGAGUUUCGGUGCGAAAUAUCCGGUGACGCGCCCGAGUUUAAGCUGGCGAACGGGACGCGCAACAUGACGGUUGAGGUGCUACCGCAGGACGAUCCCACCAUCAGCGGGCUCAGUGCGAGCUAUUUACCAAACGAGCUCAUCGCCGCCAACUGCACCUCCGAUCGGUCCAGUCUCGCCACGCGACUCCUGUGGUUCAUCAACGGUCGCACAGUUCCGAUGGAGUACUUACAGCAGCAGCAGGAGACAACGCUCGAGAGCGAUGGCUUUUACCUGCGUUACCGCACGCUGGAAAUGCGUGUGCCAGUAGAUAAGCUUGUCCAGCGCGAAUUAGACAACGUAAUCCAUAUCAAGUGCAUGGCCUCGGUGGACGCGAUACCGGCGGUCGGUCGAGAAGCGAAGGCGGUGGUGGCGCUGCGCAGCCACCGUUCGUCAUUGUUUGGGUUCGGUGGCCAUAGCCGGGCGGCUGGCCGGAGCACCAUCGUACCGAGGCUUGUGCUUAGCUCCAAUCUGAAUGACGCGCAAACUCUACUACUUCUGACAUCGAUUGCCAUCGCUAGCUGGCGAUGGUACAGUGGGCAGGACCAUCGAUUCCUACUAGACAACCGACCCUGA
Anopheles marshallii is the source of this 966-nucleotide messenger RNA. RefSeq lists its product as uncharacterized. The transcript is spliced from 5 exons. NCBI's taxonomy places the organism in Eukaryota, Metazoa, Arthropoda, Insecta, Diptera, Culicidae. Bases 1 to 966 code for a protein of 321 amino acids. The record is from RefSeq and is a predicted model, not a curated record.